Kazachstania africana CBS 2517 is the source of this 1542-nucleotide messenger RNA. Its product is annotated as putative Xaa-Pro dipeptidase. The transcript has a single exon. NCBI's taxonomy places the organism in Eukaryota, Fungi, Ascomycota, Saccharomycetes, Saccharomycetales, Saccharomycetaceae. The record is from RefSeq and is a predicted model, not a curated record. The coding region runs from base 1 to 1542 and encodes 513 amino acids. Gene Ontology annotation, molecular function: manganese ion binding; metalloaminopeptidase activity.
AUGAACUCAUUAGCACCAGUAGCUUUGACAUCUGCCUUUGCGUAUCUAGCUGCCAAGACUCUAAGAGGAAAAAGAAGAGAAAUGGAGAAACCAAUUGCAAAUUUAAGUGUAGACCUUCCAAAAUCGUUAAAAGACACAAAAUACCCUGCAAAAUUACAUAAUGCAAAUGUGCAAAACCAUUUAAAUGAAAAAGAUGCUGCCUUCUUGAUCUGUGGAAAUCACGUUGAAGGAGUCAAAUACUGUGAUAUUUCAAAACCUUUCAGGCAAGAAAGGUAUUUCUACUAUCUUUCCGGUGUGGAUAUUCCGAAUUCUACUAUACUUUACCUAACAUCCUUAAAGAAAUUGAUUUUAUUUUUACCAGAUGUUAACAGUGAUGACAUUAUCUGGAGUGGUAUGCCAAUGUCUAUAGAGGAGGCUUCCAAGAAAUUCGACGUGGAUGAAGUUCACUACUUGAAAGAAUUCAACAACAUUUUCAGAAUGUAUGAAAAUGAUAUUACCAAACUUUAUACAACUGAUCUAGAUAACUUCAAAGUCAACGAAUCUGUUUUCAAGAGUUUGUUAGAUUCUAAAAAAAUCGUUGCUAAGGAUGAGAAAUUUUUCAAUUCUAUGGAUGAAGCAAGAUUGAUUAAAGAUGAAUAUGAAAUUGAAAUUUUGAGAUAUGCAUCCAAGAUUAAUGACAAUUGUCAUUUGGCUGUCAUGUCUGCCUUGCCUAUUGAAUUAACUGAAUACCAGAUUCAAGCUGAAUUUGAAUAUCAUGCCUUGAGACAAGGUUCAAGAACUUUAGGCUACGAUCCAAUUUGUUGCUCAGGACCAGCUUGUGGAACUUUACACUACGUCACAAACACUGAAGAAUUGAAAGAAAAGGAAUCAGUCUUGAUUGAUUCUGGUUGUGAAUGGAUGAACUAUACCACUGAUGUUACCAGAUGUUUCCCAAUUAACGGUAAGUUCACGAAGGAACAUCGUGAAAUCUAUGAAGCCGUUCUAGACAUGCAAGCUCAAACAAUGUCUUUAAUGAAGCCUGGUGCCCGUUGGGAAGAUUUACACAUUCUUUCACACAAAGUUUUGAUCAAACACUUAAUGAACUUGGGGAUCUUGAGAAAUGAAUUCACGGAAGAUGAAAUUUUUGAAUCUAAAGUCACUUGUGCCUUUUAUCCACACGGUCUUGGCCAUUUAAUGGGUCUUGAUGUUCAUGACGUUGCUGGUAAGCCAAAUUACGAAGAUCCUAACCCGUACUUCGCCUUUCUGCGUUUAAGACGUGAGUUGAAGGCGAACAUGGUUGUUACCAACGAACCUGGUUGUUAUUUCAAUGAAUUUUUAAUGAAAGAAUUUUUGGAGAAGUACCCUGAAAGAACAAAGAUGGUCAACUUCGAUGUCCUAAAGAAAUAUAUGUAUGUUGGUGGUGUUCGUAUCGAAGAUGAUAUCUUAAUUACCAAGGAUGGUCACGAGAAUUUAACAGGUAUUACGUCUGAUCCUGAUGAAAUUGAAAAGAUUGUAUCUAAAGGUCUAAGCAAAUCUCGUUCUAAUUUCCAUGUUGUCGUUUAA